GCAGAUUGAUUUUUUCUUUUGUAUUACACUAUCAUUUUUUUUCUCGAUUUCGUUUUAUGAGUUUAUGACUGUGUUAGUGUGUUCGUAAAUUGAGAACAUACAAUUUUCUUACUCUUUUGAAAAUAGCAGAGACGCAGAGUUCAUCUAAAAAUACUCAAUACAAUUAUCGAAUCUACUUUUCAGGUGUUGAGUGAAAAAGCUGAUUACAAAGCGUGUUUGCAAUCAUGUCAAGCUAUAACAAUCAACAUGCCCAAAAUGCAUUUAAAAAUGAUGGCUCAUUCCUAGAAGUAUAUCAACGUUUUGAACAACAACAACAGCAGCAGAAAGCCAGAAUUGGAGAACUACCAAUACCUGAAGUACAAGUAUCUCAAACUUCAUCUGCUGCUGCUGCUGCUACUUCUACUAAUACUACUACUUCGGCAGUUGCCUCUGAAAAACGAUCUGAAACUCUUAAAAUGUUGCCAAUAAUUGGCAAACGUAAAAAUAAAGCAUUAAAAACGGGUGUGGUAAAAAAGGUUAAGCCCGACGAUGAAAAAAAAGUAUCUAAACCUACAGAUGCUUGGUCAUUGUAUUUAGAUGAAGUUAAACGUUACCAGGAAACAGUGGGAGAACAGGAUAAUAAAACUAGACCUCUUGUAAAAUAACCAAUUACAAAAUCCUGCUUUAUACAUUUAAUCUGUAAAUAAAUACAAUACUUUAAAAAGUAAAAUACGAACUAGUAAUGUGUCUAUGUUCAAUCAAAAAUCAUUUUUAACAUAAUUGCUUUGGUUGUUACUUUUUAAAAAAUAAGUUAUAAAAUUAUAUAAGUGUACCUACAACAUAAUGAUUAAACUAGGGUUUUACUUUU
Messenger RNA from Diuraphis noxia (Russian wheat aphid), 847 nucleotides. Its product is annotated as telomerase RNA component-interacting RNase-like. NCBI's taxonomy places the organism in Eukaryota, Metazoa, Arthropoda, Insecta, Hemiptera, Aphididae. The record is from RefSeq and is a predicted model, not a curated record. Gene Ontology annotation, molecular function: 3'-5' exonuclease activity; 5'-3' exonuclease activity.